CUUUGUCCUAUAGGGGUAUCUGUGGAUUGCAAUCGGGUUUUCUGUUUCCUUUUCCAUGUUGAUAUUCAUCAUUUAAGACCUUGAUUGUUCACCUUUUUUCAAGUGACUAGUGCAGCUACUUUCCAUCUUGUUCAUAUGGCGGCAUAGUCUUUUACUCAAGUUCUCAGUUAUUACAAGAUUUUGUCUCUUUAUCAUAUAUGCUUUCCUACGCAUAUGUGAAUGGUAAAGGACUCUUUGAGGUGCAAUCUGAGCCAAGACAUGGAGGGGAUGAAAUUGAGAGACCUAGGUAGGGGAGUGGCUACUUUUAGGGAAGGUCAGAGAUGGAGGAGAUGGGAUGGUACGUAUUGGGGGCAGUUGGCCUGGUAAACCAUAAACACGUGGCAGAUUUGGGGGGAAGAAGAGGGUCACAAAAGGACCCCUGCCUCCCAGCUGAGGUUCCCACGGAAGCCCAGAUUUGGAUUGCUUUGGGGAGUCGAAUGUAAAACAAUGGUUAGGAAUUUAAGUCAUCCUGAAGAUGGGGAAAUAGGGGUCUCCCAUUCCUUUGAAGCAAACAUUUCCCCCUGGGCUGGGGAGUGGUAACCUCAAGCAAGGAGCUGGGUGGCUUUUGCCUUCUUGAGGGAAAGGAUUGGAUGUUUGGAUGUCAUCCUAGACCAAGCUUCCAAUCCGAGGGAGUAGCUCGAGUCCUGCCCCCUUACCGCUUCUUUUAAGGCAGGAGAGAGCAAGGGGGCUUUAACAAGGUGGAGAGAAGCAGGGUAGGUAGAAUUUGAGUUGCAGAGAAGCCAGGAGUCCCAGGGAGUUGAAGUGCAUCCAGUGUGACCUGAAAGCUUAAACUGCGAUCCCCACCACCCUGACCAUGGAGCUUUUCUCUUGGUUUCCAGGAGUCUUGCUGCUGCUUGUUCUGCACCAGGAACAUGGGGCAAGGAGCCUUGAUACCGUCACUCCUAGCAAGGUGACCUACACCACAUGUCACACAUGUCCUGGCAACCUCACGACCCAGAUCAGGAACAAACUGAAACAGCUCAACGGUAGUGCUGACGGCCUCCUAACUCUCUAUUGCAUCGCCCAAGGGGAGCCGUUCCCCAGUGAAGUGGACAAGAUGUGUGGCAGUGGCUUGACAGACUUCCCACCCUUCAAUGCUCAUGGCAGGAAGGAGGCCAUGAUGAAAGAGCUGUACUGCAUCGUCACGUACCUAACUACCUCCCUGGGCAACAUCACACGGGACCAGAAGUCCCUCAACCCGCAAGACCGGAACCUCCAUGGACAGCUAGACUUCGUGGCAACCAUUAUGCAGCAGCUCCAGAGCAACGUGCUCUGCCUCCUGUACAAGGACAAAGUGGACCACGUGGGGGAAUGCUACGGGCCCAACACCUUGGGCAAAACCUUCUUCCAGAAGAAGCGGCUGGGCUGUCAGGUCCUGUUUAAGUACAAGCAGGUCAUCACUGAGCUGUAUCAGGCCUUCUAGGAGCAGGAUCUUGAAGUGUGCUGUGUGGAUUAAGGGAUCUUGGGAGUGGGAUCUAGAGGUGGUGAGCACUCACAGUGUUGCAGAAGGUCAUUAAAUCCAAGUAGGAUUGCUAGCACAUUCUGCAGGCCUCCACUCCAGGGAGGUCUGGAAGGUAGCUUUACAAGGUCAAAACUUCCACAGGCAGGGCUUUGAUGCCCCACCAAGUAGAAGGUGGCACUCUUUCCUCUGGAAGAUGGCAGCCAGGCACCCAGGUGUCUGAUUGGCAAGAGGAGAGUGAAGUGGGGGUAGAAGUCAGCUCAACAUACGGGCAGUAAGAAAACAAGUUGUCUCUGGGGGCACUGAACAUGGGACAAGAGAGCAGGAGUCAGGCCAAUUGCCCAGCACCCAGCAGAUUGACCUUCUCUAAGCUGAGCUACAAGAAAGACAAACUUGUCUGAAAGCCAGAAUUGGUGAUUCCAGAGCCUGGUGCCAGUUGGUUCUCUCAUCAUCUCAUCACCUUGUGGAAACUCCUGUGCUGGGCACACCUGGGUGGCCUUCCUUUUCGACACAUCCCUGAUUCCCCAACUCUCCCACCAUCCUUCCACACCAGCCCCGAUUUUGCCCCUCUGUACCAAUUUAAGGUUCACUUUCUAGAAUCAGUCACCCCCUAUGCACAAUAAAUUCCUGAAUUAUUGAGUCUUCGUAUGAAAAAGUGUUGUGUUUGUGUUUGUGGGGGGAUGGGUGUAAGGCUGUUCUUUUUCUGAUUUUCUUCUGCUUUCGUUGACCCACUCCUGGCAUCUGGGUCAUGUGCCUGGGCAAGAGGCGAUUUUAAGGAGAAGCAGGGGGCCCACAGCACAGCAUUUGAUGUCUAUCAAGAGAGGAGUACUGGAGACCUUAUAUGUUACCAAAAAUAAAAAUGUAAACAAAAUAGCACUGCCGUGCCCACAAUAAGACUAGGAUAUAGAGACUCAUGGGUCAGCUCUGAGCUCCUGAACCACACUCGCCUUUGUCAUAGUUUGCUUUUCUCUCUUCCUCCUCCUCUCCUGCCUCCUUCCCCUCGACUCCUU
Loxodonta africana (African savanna elephant) is the source of this 2508-nucleotide messenger RNA. RefSeq names its product leukemia inhibitory factor-like. Gene Ontology annotation, molecular function: leukemia inhibitory factor receptor binding; growth factor activity; cytokine activity. Gene Ontology annotation, biological process: regulation of cell differentiation; immune response; leukemia inhibitory factor signaling pathway. The transcript is spliced from 2 exons. Gene Ontology annotation, cellular component: extracellular region. The record is from RefSeq and is a predicted model, not a curated record. Bases 854 to 1462 code for a protein of 202 amino acids. Lineage: Eukaryota; Metazoa; Chordata; Mammalia; Proboscidea; Elephantidae.